This is a messenger RNA of Ctenopharyngodon idella (grass carp), 3033 nucleotides long. It is a transcript of the gene dolpp1, whose product is annotated as dolichyldiphosphatase 1. Gene Ontology annotation, molecular function: dolichyldiphosphatase activity. The transcript is spliced from 8 exons. Gene Ontology annotation, biological process: protein N-linked glycosylation; lipid biosynthetic process. Bases 335 to 1051 code for a protein of 238 amino acids. NCBI's taxonomy places the organism in Eukaryota, Metazoa, Chordata, Actinopteri, Cypriniformes, Xenocyprididae. Gene Ontology annotation, cellular component: endoplasmic reticulum membrane; intracellular membrane-bounded organelle. The record is from RefSeq and is a predicted model, not a curated record.
AACAUGUAAUCGGCCAGAGUGAGCGUGUGGCGCUAGUUGCCUUCACAUAGUAGUUGAUAUCAAUUGAAGAGGAUCUCCCCAUUCACUUAAUUUUUCUUCUUUCAUUUGAAUAAAUCCAAUUUUCAUUUGUCCAGCCAAACGUCUUUGGAUUGGUCCAUUUUCUUAACCACCCGCCUCUGAUUGGACGGCUGUUCCCGUGCAGAUUUUUUUCCUUUGAGAGUGCGCUUGGUGAAUGGCCGCGCGUCGUAGCAGCGUCCGGUGAAUCUGAUUGGUCGAACGCAUCGGGGCGUUUCAUUCUGAUUGGUCGACGACUGAUGCCCGGUGUCCGGGUAAGAUGGCGUCGGAAGAGCAGUGCUCGGCACCACCUCGAUGGCGGUCGAUAUCCUUAACCCACGUAGAGUAUCCGGCUGGUGAUCUGACGGGGCAGGUAUUGGCCUGCAUGAGUCUGCUGCCCAUAGCGAUCCUCGUCGGAUUUGUCACUCUGAUCGUCUUUAAGAGAGAACUACAUACGAUCUCUUUUUUUGGGGGGUUGAUCAUGAAUGAGGGGCUAAACUGGCUUCUCAAACACAUUCUACAGGAGCCUCGACCGUGUGGGGGAGGUCACAGCUCAGUCACGACAGAGUAUGGGAUGCCUUCCAGUCACUCUCAGUUCAUCUGGUUUUUUGUUGUAUACUUUUUUCUUUUUCUUUAUUUAAGAAUGCAUCAGACGAACAAUGCCAGGUGUGUUGAAUUGUUAUGGCGGCAUAUACUGUCCAUCAUUCUACUGGCCGUGGCUCUGUCCGUUUCAUACAGCAGAGUCUACCUCCUGUACCACACCUGGAGUCAGGUGAUUUAUGGGGGCGUGGCUGGUAUGGUGAUGGGAGUGGUUUGGUUUUUUAUCACCCAAGAGGUGCUAACGCCACUCUUUCCCAAGAUAGCAGCCUGGCCCAUCUCAGAGUUUUUUCUGGUGAGAGAUACAAGUCUCAUUCCUAACAUCCUGUGGUUUGAAUACACAGUAACCAGAUCAGAAGCCAGAAACAGACAACGAAAGCUGGGAACGAAGCUUCAGUGAUUUGCAGCAAAACCCCAGUGAAAACUGACCAGACACACAGACACACACACACACACACACACACACACACACACACACACACACACACACGCUCAAACACACUGGAGUUUCAUAGUCUGGACUGUUCUGGUUGAUGUGAAAGCGCAGAACAGUGUACUUGUGGACCAAAGGAGCGAGUCUGUAUCGCAGACGUGACCGUUAUUAUCACAUGACCCAACCGUUCGCACGACAACAUGGCCUUCUCCUCCCCCCGUCCUUAGGCUGCCCCUGCGUUCCUAAUGCAUGCAGACCGUGCAAGAGACAAAGCUAUUUAAUGACAAAUGUAAUAUAUAUUUUAUUCAUUAACGUUCACAGGGACGAUCUUAACGGCGACGUGAAGGGGGGGAAGAGGUGGAAGUGAGUGAAAGAACGUUUUACGACGUGGCAAACCUAUCAGCAUGGCAUUACUUUUAUUUAAACCACACGUUAAAGGACCAGGGAAAGGAAAGUGAGAAUUUAAGGCUGGGUAGUAAAAACAGGAGAGGAGGAGGAGGAGGGGAGGAAUGCAGAAACAAAUGCCGCAUUGAAAACAGACGAGGGGGGUGGGGGAAAGAAAAUAGCUUUUGCUCAUUUGUAUAUCCCAGUAGAAAGAAAUCUUUCAGGUGAAUAUCGCAAAAAUAUGUCCAAGUCACAUUCUACCCCAAAAUAUAUAUAUAUAUAUAUAUAUAUAUAUAUAUAUAUUAUAUAAUUUUUUUUUUUUUUUGCAUUCACCAAGUUCUCAGUAACGUGUGUAGACGUUUUGCAUUUUUUUAUUCUCAUUACUGUCAUUUAUACUGCAUAUUGCAUUACAGAAUGUGCUUUCUUGUCAUGAAAAUUGUUGCAACGUAAAAACUCAUAAUGGUCCAAAAAUAGGCUUAAUUUUCUUUAAGCAAAAUUUCUUUAUUUUGAUGUUUGGGGUGAAACACAUGUUCUUGACAGGCUUUGCGAGAUUCACCUUGGAUUCCUGUCAAAAAGUGUAAUGUAAACUGAAACAAUUUGCACUUUGUCAAUUCGAAAGACUUAAAAAAAAAAAAAAAAAAAAAAAAAAGUCAUAUUAACACUAGUUUUUUGUAGAGGCAAGGAUUCUUGCAUUUCUGCUCUUUGCUGGUCCUUUUUGUUUUAAAGUUUGUCCACUGACAGAUGGUCACCCAAGCAGCGCUUUUGCUUUUUCCUCCAGAUGUCCGUGAGCAGGAUUUGCUAAAUGUCUUGAGCAUAAAGGCAUUUCAGAACAUGGAGAUGUUACAACUAGUUCCAGAUUCAUUUCAAGUGGUGCUGGGAACAAAAUUAGGUCAUGGGAACAAAAUUAGUGCCUGUGUUUGGUCAGAAUGAUGUAGUAUUUCUGUUUCAACCCUAUUUACGUUAUGUUGUGUUGUACUUGCAAAAUGUGUUUCAUUCUGCAACAUCACAUAUCACGUUUUUCAGAUUUAUUGGGCCUUAAUUCAGCAGAUGGCUCCAUUGCAUAAUGUUUGUUUCAGUGUGCAGAUGAGUGUCCUUUUUUAUUAAUACAAUCAACAUCUCAAAGGAUGCAUUUUGACAGUGCAGGAAAAAUAAUUUUCAGCUUUUUAAUAUUAACACAUUUUUUUUUUCUUUCAAUUUCUGACCCAUUUUUCCCCUGAUGUGGGCCGUUUUCUCACCUGACAUAUCUGCUCUAAUUUCCGCUUAAGACAUUCCCAUAAAACCACUUUUGAGUAUUUAAGGACGGCUUUGCAACUGCUACAACAGGAAAAGAUUACAUGUCAAAUGGAAAUAUGAAAAAGGACAUAAUAAAAAUCUGAACCCAAUCCUCAGGUGAACUCUAGCAUGUACCGAGGCCUCUGUUCUUUUAGGAUGAUGUAGAAACUGUCUGUGACGGGGUGUUUAUAUAAAGGGAAGGGAGGUUAUUAUUGCAUAACUCUAAGAUGAUCCUCUCUUUUAUCAUGUGUAAUUCAUAUCAGGCUGAAUAAAAAACAAAAUAUGUUUAUGUA